AUGAAUGUGGAUAUGGAAACUGCCACUGGUGUCAAGUGGCUAACCCCCUUGUUUAAAAUUGGUCAUGAACGAAGAUUAGAAGAAGAUGACAUGUACUCUGUGCUUCCGGAAGAUCGCUCCCAGCACCUUGGAGAAGAGCUGCAAGGGUACUGGGAUCAAGAAGUUUCAAAAGCUGAGGAAGAUGCACGGGAGCCUUCUUUAACAAAAGCAAUCAUAAAGUGUCACUGGAAAUCCUAUUUAGUUUGGGGAAUUUUUAUACUUCUUGAGGAAGGCACCAGAGUAGCUCAGCCCAUAUUUUUGGGGAAAAUGAUUAAUUAUGUUGAAAACUCCAAUCGCACGGAUUCUGCCGCUUUGCAUGAGGCCUAUGGCUAUGCAGCAGGGCUGAGCGCCAGCGUGCUCGUGUGGGCCGUUCUGCACCACUUUUACUUCUAUCACAUUCAGCGUGUGGGGAUGAGGCUGAGAGUAGCCGUGUGCCAUAUGAUCUACCGCAAGGCCCUUCGCCUGAGCAGCUCAGCCAUGGGGAAGACCACCACAGGCCAGAUAGUCAACCUGCUGUCCAACGAUGUGAGCAGGUUUGACCAGGUAACGAUGUUCCUGCACUAUCUGUGGGUGGGGCCACUGCAGGCUAUUACAGUGACUGCCCUGCUCUGGAUGGAAAUAGGAAUGUCGUGUCUUGCUGGGAUGGCGGUUCUCAUUAUUCUUCUGCUUUUGCAAAGCUGCUUUGGAAAGUUCUUUUCAUCACUCCGGAGUAAGACCGCAGCUCUCACAGACGACAGAAUCAGGACCAUGAGUGAAGUUAUAAGUGGCAUCAAAACAAUAAAAAUGAAUGCUUGGGAAAAGUCAUUUAUAGACCUUAUUUCCACACUGAGAAGGAAGGAAAUUUCCAAGAUUCUGAAAAGUUCCUACCUUAGAGGAAUGAAUUUAGCAUCAUUUUUCGCUGUCAGCAAAAUUAUGAUUUUUGUCACCUUCAUCACCAAUGAUCUCCUUGACAACCGGAUCACAGCCAGCCAAGUGUUUGUAGUGGUGACACUGUUCGAGGCUCUGCGGUUUUCAAGUACCCUGUACUUCCCCAUGGCUGUCGAGAAGGUGUCAGAGGCCAUUGUCAGCAUCCAAAGAAUCGAGAACUUCCUAUUACUUGAUGAGAUACCACAGCUCAACCUUCAGCUGCCAUCAGAUGGUGAAACGAUAGUGGAUAUGAACGAUUUCACUGCUUCUUGGCAUAAGGCAUCAGAGACCCCAACCCUACAAGACCUUUUCUUUACUGCCAGACCUGGUGACCUGUUAGCUGUGGUUGGACCUGUGGGUGCAGGAAAGUCGUCACUGUUACGCGCUGUGCUGGGGGAGCUGCCCCCGAGCCAGGGGAAGGUCUGUGUGCACGGGAGGAUUGCGUAUGUUUCUCAGCAGCCCUGGGUGUUCUCAGGAACUGUGAGGAGUAACAUUUUAUUUGGGAAGAAAUAUGAAAAAGACCGAUAUGAAGAAGUAAUAAAGGCUUGUGCUUUGGGAGAGGAUUUACAGCUUCUGGAGGAUGGAGAUCAAACUGUGAUAGGAGAAAGAGGAACCCCGCUGAGUGAAGGACAGAAAGCCCGGGUCAGCCUCGCCAGAGCCGUGUAUCAGGAUGCAGACAUCUACCUCCUGGACGAUCCAUUCAGUGCAGUGGACGUGGGAGUCAGCAGGCACUUGUUUGAACAGUGUAUCUGUCAAGCCUUGAGGGAGAAGAUCACAAUCUUAGUGACUCAUCAGUGGCAAUACCUAAAAGCUGCAAGUUGGACUAUGAUAUUGAAAGGUGGCAAAAUAGUACAAUGUGGGACUUAUAUUGAGCUCCUGAAAUCUGGGGUAGAUUUUGAUUUCCUUUUAAAGAGGAAUGAGGAAGAACCAUCUCCAGAUCUGGAAUCUUCUGCCCUGAAGAAUCAGUCCAGACCCUUGAUGAGAGGUGCUGCCCCAGAGCUCCAAGAUACUGAGAAUAUCUCUGUCACACUACCUCUAGAGGACCGCGUGGAGGGAAAAGUUGGUUUUAAGACCUACAAUGAUUACUUCACAGCUGGCACUAACUGGUUUACCAUCAUCUUCCUUAUUCUAGUAAACAUCGCAGCUCAGGUUGCCUACGUCCUGCAGGACUGGUGGCUUCAGGAUUGGGCGAAUUUACAAAAUGCCCUGUAUUUGGGGGUGUAUGGAAAAGAAGAGAUAAUUGUGAUACUCAGUCUGAACUGGUACUUAGGAGCCUAUUCAG
Molecule: messenger RNA, 2227 nt
Organism: Odocoileus virginianus texanus
Lineage: Eukaryota; Metazoa; Chordata; Mammalia; Artiodactyla; Cervidae
Source: RefSeq, a predicted model, not a curated record